AUGCGAAACAUUUUAAGGCUUUUAUUUUUUACUGCUUUUAUUGCUAUAGGGUCUCUAGCAGCCGUUUUAGGUGUUGAUUACGGUCAACAAAAUAUCAAGGCCAUUGUAGUUUCACCGCAAGCUCCAUUAGAACUUGUGCUCACUCCAGAAGCAAAACGGAAAGAAAUUUCUGGUCUUUCAAUAAAGAGAUUACCAGGUUAUGGUAAGAAUGAUCCAAAUGGAAUUGAAAGAAUCUACGGUUCCGCUGUUGGCAGUCUGGCAACAAGGUUUCCUCAAAACACAUUGUUGCAUUUGAAACCAUUACUUGGGAAAUCACUAGAAGAUGAAACAACUGUAACUUUGUAUUCGAAACAACAUCCUGGUUUAAAAAUGGUAUCAACAAAUAGAAGUACUAUUGCAUUUAUGGUUGAUAAUGUGGAGUAUCCGUUGGAAGAGUUAGUGGCAAUGAAUAUCCAAGAGAUUGCUAGUAGAGCCGAUUCACUGUUGAAAGAUAGAGACGCAAGAACCGAGGACUUUGUAGACAAGAUAAGCCUUACAAUCCCUGACUUUUUUGACCAACAUCAAAGGAAAGCACUUCUAGAUGCCAGUUCAAUAACCGCAGGAAUCAAAGAGACAUAUCUAGUUAGCGAAGGAAUGUCUGUUGCAGUUAACUUCGUGCUAAAGCAGCGCCAAUUUCCACCAGGUGAAUUACAGCACUAUAUUGUGUAUGACAUGGGAAGUGGCUCUACUAAGGCCUCAAUGUUUUCUAUAUUGCAGCCGGAGGACAUUACUCAGCCCGUUACAAUAGAAUUUGAGGGAUACGGGUAUAAUCCACAUCUAGGUGGUGCAAAAUUUACUAUGGAUAUUGGCAGCUUGAUCGAGAAUAAGUUUUUGGAAACUCAACCAACUAUAAGAACUGAUGAAUUGCAUGCUAAUCCCAAGGCCUUAGCAAAAAUCAACCAGGCAGCAGAAAAGGCAAAAUUAAUAUUAAGUGCUAAUUCUGAGGCAACUAUUAAUAUAGAAUCAUUGAUCAACGACAUUGAUUUCCGCACUUCUAUCACUAGACAGGAAUUCGAAGAUUUUAUUGCAGACUCGUUACUGGAGAUUGUAAAACCCAUAAAUGACGCUCUGACAAAACAAUUUGGUGGUAACAAAACAAAUUUACCUGAAAUAAAUGGAGUCAUUUUGGCGGGCGGCUCUUCCCGUAUUCCUAUUGUGCAGGAUCAGUUAAUCAAACUCGUAUCCGAAGAGAAAGUGUUAAAAAAUGUUAAUGCUGACGAAUCAGCUGUGAAUGGUGUUAUUAUGAGAGGUAUCAAACUAUCAAACUCAUUUAAGACUAAGCCAUUAAAUGUUGUUGAUCGCUCUAUAAAUACUUAUGCAUUCAAAUUAUCAAAUGAAUCUGAAAUGUACGAUGUGUUUACCAGAGGAAGUGCUUAUCCAAACAGAACAUCUAUUUUGACUAAUGCAACUGAUUCAAUUCCUAGAGAUUUUACCAUUGAUUUAUUUGAGAAUGAUAAACUGUUCGAAACUAUCACAGUAGAUCCAGGAGCUGUAAAAAGCUCAUAUUCUUCCGAUAAGUGCUCUUCUGGAGUGGCGUAUAACAUCACUCUUGAUUUGUCUAGUGAUAGGUUAUUCUCAGUUCAAGAGGUUAGCUGCGUUUGCCAAAGUGAAAAUGAAGCAGGUAGCUCCAAGCAAACUAAAAACAAAGGCAGUCGCUUGGCUUUUAGUUCUGAAGAUGUUGAGAUCAAAAGACUUUCUCCUUCAGAACGUUUCCGUUUGCAUGAGCAUAUCAAUUUGCUCGAUAAACAGGAUAAGGAAAGAUUUCAAUUCCAGGAAAAUUUGAACGUCCUUGAAAGUAAUUUGUAUGAUGCCAGAAACUUGCUAAUGGAUGAUGAAGUUAUGCAAAAUGGACCAAAAUCCCAAGUAGAAGAGUUAUCGGAAAUGGUUAAGGUCUAUUUAGAUUGGCUCGAAGAUGCAUCCUUCAAUACUGACCCUGAAGAUAUAGUUAGCAGAAUUAGAGAGAUUGGAAUAUUAAAAAAGAAAAUUGAGCUUUACAUGAAUUCGUCAAAGGAACCUUUGAACUCUCAACAAUUUAAAGGAAUGCUUGAAGAAGGGCGUAGACUACUACAGUCUAUAGAAACCCACAAGAAGACCGUUGAAGAAUUUUUAAGUCAAUUUGAAGCCGAAUUUGCAGACACCAUAGAUAAUGUUAGAGAAGAAUUUCAAAAAACUAAACAACCAGCGUAUGUGUCUAAGGCGUUAUCUACAUGGGAGGAGACCCUAACCUCUUUCAAAAGUGCAAUUAGCGAAGUUGAGAAACUCCUGGCAAAAAAUCUCUUUGGCGAAGACCUUCGUGAGCAGUUAUUUGAAAUCAAAUUAAAGUUUGAUAUGUAUCGUACGAAACUAGAGGAAAAACUACGUCUUAUCAAAAGCGGUGAUGAAAGUCGCUUAAAUGAAAUAAAGAAGUUACAUUUAAGAAAGUUCCGCUUGCAAAAGAGAAAGGAAGAAAAACUGAAAAGAAAGCUUGAACAGGAACAAAACAGGGGCAAGAAUGAAACAGAAUCGAUAGUAAAUAACUCCGCCGACGAUAGAACCACUCUUCUAAAUGAUAAGACGACCGAGUCGAAUCUAAGCUCAAAGGAAGAAAUUUUGCAUGAUGAAUUAUAG
Saccharomyces paradoxus is the source of this 2646-nucleotide messenger RNA. It is a transcript of the gene LHS1, whose product is annotated as Hsp70 family chaperone LHS1. Gene Ontology annotation, cellular component: endoplasmic reticulum chaperone complex. Gene Ontology annotation, molecular function: ATP binding; ATP-dependent protein folding chaperone. Lineage: Eukaryota; Fungi; Ascomycota; Saccharomycetes; Saccharomycetales; Saccharomycetaceae. Gene Ontology annotation, biological process: cellular response to hypoxia; endoplasmic reticulum unfolded protein response; negative regulation of hypoxia-induced intrinsic apoptotic signaling pathway. The coding region runs from base 1 to 2646 and encodes 881 amino acids. The transcript has a single exon. The record is from RefSeq and is a predicted model, not a curated record.